This is a messenger RNA of Charadrius vociferus (killdeer), 1311 nucleotides long. RefSeq names its product G protein-activated inward rectifier potassium channel 1-like. The transcript has 4 exons. The record is from RefSeq and is a predicted model, not a curated record. Gene Ontology annotation, biological process: potassium ion import across plasma membrane; regulation of monoatomic ion transmembrane transport. Gene Ontology annotation, cellular component: plasma membrane. Gene Ontology annotation, molecular function: G-protein activated inward rectifier potassium channel activity. Lineage: Eukaryota; Metazoa; Chordata; Aves; Charadriiformes; Charadriidae.
AUGUGCUUGAUUUGGGAGGAAAUUAGAUGGAAGAGAACCGUGAUCCUCUUGAGUUUGACGUACACCGUUGCCUGGCUGGUCAUGGCCUCAAUGUGGUGGGGCAUCGCCUACCUGCGAGGUGACCUGCACCGGGCACAUGACGACGCCUACAGUCCGUGCGUGGCCAACGUGUACAACUUCCCCUCCGCCUUCCUCUUCUUCAUUGAGACUGAGGCCACCAUUGGCUAUGGGCACCGCUACAUUACUGAGCGCUGCCCCGAGGGCAUCGUGCUCUUCCUCUUCCAGUCACUGCUGGGCUCCAUCGUUGAUGCCUUCCUCAUCGGCUGCAUGUUCAUUAAGAUGUCCCAGCCCAAGAAGCGAGCCGAGACCCUAAUGUUCAGCCAUGCUGCAGUCGUCUCGCAGCGGGAUGGCAAGCUCUGCCUCAUGUUCCGUGUCGGCAACCUCCGCAACAGCCACAUGGUGUCUGCCCAGAUCCGCUGCAAGCUGAUCAAGUCCCGACAGACACCGGAGGGAGAAUUUCUGCCGCUAGACCAGUGUGAACUGGAUGUUGGAUUUGGAACUGGAGCUGACCAGCUGUUUUUAGUUUCCCCAUUAACUAUCUGUCAUGAAAUUAACUCAAAGAGCCCCUUUUUUUGUCUCUCGCAAAGAUCGCUCAGAAGUGAGCAAUUUGAAAUAGUUGUCAUCCUUGAAGGAAUCGUUGAGACUACCGGAAUGACAUGUCAAGCUAGGACCUCGUAUACAGAAGAUGAAGUUCUUUGGGGUCACAGAUUCCUCCCGGUAAUGUCCCUAGAAGAUGGCUUUUUCCGUGUUGAUUAUUCUCAGUUUCAUGCUACAUUUGAAGUCCCCACUCCUCCUUACAGUGUUAAAGAGCAAGAAGAAAACCGGUCCCUAUCAUCACUUUUGAAUAGUCCUGUUGAUAAUAACAAAACCAGAAGAGAUCAGAUUUGUCCACUUGACUGUAUUGAUAUUGCAGGAGAGAAGAACAAGCGCCCUUUUAAACUUCAGAAGAUUAGCUCAAGAAAGGAAGACCUUCCAAGAAGAGCCCUGAGAAUGAGUUCCGGUAACACAGAGAAGACUUGCAGUACCGGAGAUCUCUUGAAAAUUCAGGAAAUAAGUCCCAUCUGUGACGGUGAAGACAGUGAUGACCAGAUACAGCUGAAAGCUUUAAAAAUCAAUGUCGGGGCUUUGACUCAGUCUACUGGCGGUCUCGACUUACAGAAGAAUCCUCCAAGUAUGUGAGCUCUCGAGAUGAAAAUGGAAGAUAAUUUUCUUACAAAACUUCGAAAAAUGAACUCUGAUAGCCUCUCUUAA